Ectocarpus siliculosus is the source of this 1634-nucleotide messenger RNA. NCBI's taxonomy places the organism in Eukaryota, Phaeophyceae, Ectocarpales, Ectocarpaceae. The record is from the annotation of a GenBank genome assembly.
AACCACCGUCACCAGCACAAGCAGCAAACGGGGAGAGAUAGAGCGACGAACAGGCCAUAGAAAUCUCCAGCAGGGCGCUAUGAAGGUCUUCUGUGUGGUGGUUGCGCUAUGCUGCGCCGGGCAGGCGGCGGCAGGAUCGACGGGUGCUGGGCCCUUGCACGGGCUACGCUCUGCCCUGAUGACACAGCACCAGCAGCAGCGGCCCGGUGGCAACAUGAACACCAGGCGGAGGUGGAGCAUGGAGAAAGCGCAACCUCACAUCAGCCCGGUGCAGGGCCGGUACAGCUGCGUGGCGGCCGCCCUCCCUGGAGACUCUUUCACCAGCGAAGUGGUCGUCGGAGGGGUGCUCAACUUCCUCAGCAUCUACAACCUGCUCAUCACCGGCCGUGUCCUGCUCUCCUGGGUGCCGCAGCUUCAAGGUGUGCAAGCCUUGGAGCCGGUGUACCUUCUCACCGACCCCUACCUCAACGCAUUCCGAAGGCUUAACCUGACGAUCGGUGGCCUGGACCUGUCGGUACUGCCGGCCUUCUUUCUCCUCUCGUUCGCGACCAACGCCGUGGCUUCUCUCGGGGCGGAGAUGCCGGCGCCAUUGAAGCGGGGAGCUAGCUGGUUCGAAGGCCGCCAGGCGGCCCUCUCCCGCUCCCGCCGCAACCUCGCUGCCUCUUCCGUGGCAGCGUUCGUGGGACGCACCAGCUCGCCGCCGCCGUUGUCGUCGAAGUCGGAGUCCGAGACGGAGGCUCCCCCGGGCGCCGCUAAGACGACACGCAGGCCUCUUGUCGCGUUCCGCGUUUAGACAGCGAUGGAUGGACGCAUCGUUUGCCAUAUAUUCCCUCUCGCUCGUGUAGUGCACACGGGGGUGGGAGGCUUAUAGACUUGCCUGUGUGUUCUUUUUUCGUGGGGGGCGCGGCGAGAGGGCGGGUUAUGGGCUCUCGUUGUGAAUUUCCGACCAAAUAUUGGUUAAGAUUCGUGUGUAAGAGGUGAGGCUUCGUCGAAUGCGCUCGUUCGGAGCCACCGUAGCGCCAACAUGACGAUUGUGUCAACGGUUCUGCUGGCAUUCCGCGUGAAAGCGGUGGCCAUCUUUUCGCGUAAUGAUCGAUCAAGCUAGCCUGCGCUUUGGAGACUUGCGUACAGGUAGGAUAGGCGCCGUUGUUGUUUCUUUCGGAUUCUUUGGCUAGUACAUUGGGGCACGUGUGGGAAGAGAGUUCUUGUGCGCAUUGCCUUCCAUUGACGUUUGAUACUUGGGGGGCGCAUUCCUGUGAAAAAGGAAGUCUUGGGGAUGGAACAGGACAAGCACGGUACCCCUUUUCGGACAACGAUUUGUGGGCGGGGAGGUCCUCCUCUUUUGUGCAAGAGAUCACGUUGGGUGGCGCAACGCCAUUGUAGGCAAGUACUGUGAAGGAGGGUGCGAACGUUCUUGUGUUCCAAUGAAGAGCCAUCCGUUUGCUUGUACCCAUGCCAUAUUUUUCGGAUUUUAUUCUACCCAUUUUGUCGAUGUCCUCCACUUGUAGUAUACGAUUCGACUUUCAGUGUUGGGUCGGGGGCGAUCAGCUUUGGUGGGUGGUCUUUGGGACUGACAGCCCCCGCAAAGAAUGUAGUACGUGUCAGCUGCGGCUAAUCUUGAAACUUGCGUGAUG